CUUCCCUUUCCUCCACCCACGCCGCGACGACGAGUCGCCGCCGCGGCCUCGCCGGCGACCAGGUCUCCGGCGGCCCCGCCGCCCGCCGUGACGGGGCUCCGGCCUUCCGCCCUCCUCCCCGCACCGCCCGCUAUCUCGGCUCCCCGACUCCUGCAUUCCCCCGACUCUCCCCCGGCCGCCGCCGCCGCCAUUUCUGACUCUUUCUCCGCGGCGCGUCUCUCCUCCGAGAGCACGCCGACCGCCUCCCGAAGCGGCGUCGCGGCCGCGGCGGCCGCCGCCUUCUCCCGCCCCUGAUGGCUGGCGAUUCCCGAAAUGAGCCGAUGUUUUGCGAGGAAGGGAGCAGUGAAUCGGGCUAUGUUCUAUGUGUUAUUGAUUCGCUGAAGAAGAAAAUCACAUCGGACCGCUUUGUUUACAUCCAGAAAAGGGUAGAGGAGAAUAGCAUUAAGCUUAGCCCGAUUACACUGCACUCUCACAAUUUGUCAAAAAAUAGGCAAACUAGUACAUCCAACAGUACAGAUUUAGUCUCGAAUUUGCUCACAAAGAGGAAAGAAGAUGCCCUGUGUGCUGUGAAUAGUCGUGAGUCAUCUCCUGAUGAAAGUGAAGGUGCCAAUUGCCAAGAUGAGUGUUCAUCGACUGUUAUUGUGGGUGGAAAUCUAUCCGCGAGGAAUUCUGUCCGUCCGAUUAGACUACCAGAAGUGGCAACACUCCCUCCAUAUACAACUUGGAUAUUUUUGGACAGGAACCAGCGGAUGCAAGAAGACCAAUCUGUACUUGGUCGUCGAAGGAUUUACUAUGAUACAAACUGUGGCGAAGCUUUAAUUUGCAGUGAUAGUGAAGAUGAAGCUGUUGAGGACGAGGAAGAGAAAAAGGAGUUCAAGGAUUCUGAAGAUUGCAUAAUUCGGAUGACCAUUCAAGAAUGUGGCAUGUCUGAUGCUGUGCUUGAAACUCUAGCUCGAGAUAUCGAAAGGGCUCCUGAUGAUAUAAAGGCCAGGUAUGAGAUCCUACAAGGGGAGAAACCUGAGGGUUCUUCCAAGAAAGUGUCUGAACUUAAUGUCAAAAUGGAAGACGUGUACGGUGAUAAAGAUCUGGAUGCAGCAUUGGAUUCCUUUGACAAUCUCUUUUGUCGCCGAUGUUUGGUUUUUGAUUGCAAGCUACAUGGGUGUUCUCAAGAUUUAGUAUUUCCGACUGAAAAGCAGGCACCAUUGUGCAGCUCGGAUGAGGGUACACCAUGUGGUAUUCACUGUUACAAACUGGUCUCUAAACCAGAUGCUAUCAUGGAGAUUGAUUCUCAUUUGCUUGUUGAUGUUGAGGAGCCAACAUCGGACAAUCUAAAGGAUCAGAUAGGGUCAAAUAAGAAAAAGCUUGGUUCUAGUGGGCAGAAAACAAAAUCUCAACAAAGUGAAAGUUCUUCAACUGCAAGGGUUUCCUCAGAAAGCAGUGAGUCUGAAGUACAACUGUUAAGCAAUAAAUCCCCGCAACACUCUCCUGGCCUCUCAAAAAAUAAGCUUGGCGCAAAAGGUGGAAUCAAGAAAAGUACUAACAGAAGAAUUGCUGAGAGAAUUCUAAUGAGUGUGAAAAAGGGGCAACAGGAAAUGUCACCGGACUCUAAUUCUAUUGUUAAUGGAUGCCAUUGGCCUAGGGAUAUGAAGCUUAGAUCUGAUACUAGGAGUGGAAUUAAGGAUUCUGUUGUAUCCUCACAGUGUAAUUCUCCAAGCACAAGGAGUUUUAGAAAGAAGGGCACACUUCAAAUGGAGAAUAACUCAUCUUUUGUGGAUGCUCAGAGUGAUUCAAUGGAGGAUACAAAUAAUGAACAUUCAGCAACAGAUGGUUGUGAUAGUUCAAGGAAAGAGGAAUGUGUUGAUGAGAGUAUAUGCAGGCAAGAAGCUCAUGGCAGGUCCUGGAAAGUGAUUGAGCAAGGGCUUCUAUUGAAAGGAUUAGAGAUUUUUGGAAAGAACAGUUGUUUAAUUGCUCGGAACCUUCUGGGUGGGAUGAAAACAUGCACAGAUGUUUUUCAGUAUAUGAAUUACAUUGAAAACAGCAGUGCAUCUGGAGCUCUUAGUGGUGUUGAUUCUCUUGUUAAAGGAUAUAUGAAGGGUAAUGAAUUACGGACAAGAUCAAGAUUUGUGAGAAGGCGAGGAAGGGUCCGCCGUUUGAAGUACACCUGGAAAACUGCAGGCUACCAUUUUAUAAGGAAAAGGAUUACAGAAAGGAAGGAUCAGCCUUGUCGACAAUACACUCCUUGUGGUUGCCAGUCUGCAUGUGGGAAGCAAUGUCCAUGUCUCACAAAUGGUACCUGCUGUGAGAAAUACUGUGGGUGCCCGAAAAUGUGCAAGAAUCGCUUCCGAGGUUGCCAUUGCGCAAAGAGUCAGUGUCGCAGCCGGCAGUGUCCAUGCUUUGCUGCUGACAGGGAAUGUGAUCCUGAUGUGUGUAGAAACUGCUGGGUAGGGUGCGGUGAUGGUACAUUGGGAGUCCCUAACCAAAGAGGUGAUAAUUAUGAAUGCCGGAACAUGAAACUGCUGCUUAAACAGCAACAAAGGGUCUUACUUGGGAGAUCUGAUGUUUCUGGCUGGGGAGCUUUCCUCAAGAAUAGUGUUGGGAAGCACGAGUAUCUUGGCGAGUACACUGGGGAGCUUAUCUCCCAUAAAGAAGCUGACAAGCGUGGAAAGAUAUAUGACCGUGAGAAUUCAUCGUUCCUUUUCAACUUGAACAAUGAGUACGUUCUUGAUGCCUACAGAAUGGGCGACAAGCUGAAGUUCGCCAACCAUUCCCCUGAUCCAAACUGCUACGCCAAGGUCAUCAUGGUAGCAGGCGAUCACAGGGUGGGGAUCUUCGCCAAAGAGCGGAUCAGCGCGGGCGAGGAGCUGUUCUACGACUACCGCUACGAGCCCGACCGGGCCCCGGCGUGGGCUCGCAAGCCCGAGGGGCCCGGUGCCAAGGACGACGCCCAGCCUUCCACCGGGAGAGCAAAGAAGCUCGCCCACUGAAGAAGAAGAAGAAGAAGAAGAUCAGCCGUUGAUUCUUUUGUUGUCUUGGUUGAUUCUUUCGUUAUUGGUGAGGGGGACCGAGAACUCUGACGGUGAUUAGCGCCGUAAGGAAAACUUUCCUGCCAUUCGUUGGCCCCCUCGAUUCGAUUCGUUGAUUUUCCCUGAAUUCUGUAACUGCUGCACCUGUCGCCAGUUCAACUUCAAAAGAUUUUUCUGAUUCUGGAUCAGUUGUUGUGUUCUUAUGUGUUACUUUUCGAAAAUACAA
This is a messenger RNA of Oryza sativa Japonica Group (Japanese rice), 3249 nucleotides long. Its product is annotated as histone-lysine N-methyltransferase CLF-like. Gene Ontology annotation, molecular function: protein binding; chromatin binding; histone H3K27 methyltransferase activity. Lineage: Eukaryota; Viridiplantae; Streptophyta; Magnoliopsida; Poales; Poaceae. Gene Ontology annotation, biological process: heterochromatin formation. Gene Ontology annotation, cellular component: nucleus; PcG protein complex. The record is from RefSeq and is a predicted model, not a curated record.